GAAAAAAAAAAAAACAAAAAAAAAAAAACAGAAAAGAGAGAGUUUAGAAUUUAGAUCUCACCUAUUUUACUUCAUCGCAUCGUAACAUUCUCUUCUCUGUCCUAAUCCUCUUCAUAGUGAUGCCAUCAUCUUAGGGUUUUGAAUUGCGAUGGGUCUUGGAAACGAUGACGAUGACGGAGACGCGCGCAACUCCUUCUCUUCAGUGCCGUGCUCGAUUUGCCUCGAGCCUGUUACCGACAACGGUGAUAGAUCCUGGGCCAAGCUUCAAUGCGGACAUCAAUUUCAUCUCGAUUGCAUUGGCUCGGCCUUCAAUAUAAAAGGGGCAAUGCAGUGCCCAAAUUGUCGGAAGAUUGAAAAAGGUCAGUGGCUUUAUUCUAAUGGUUGCCGAUCAUAUCCAGAAUUUAGCAUGGAUGAAUGGACACAUGAUGAGGAUCUAUACGAUGUUAGCUACUCUGAAAUGUCCUUUGGAGUUCACUGGUGCCCUUUUGGUAACUUGACCCGGCUUCCUUCAUCUUUUGAGGAAGGGGAUUUUUCAUCCACUGCAUAUCAUGAUAUAGUGGGACAACAUGCUAUAUUUGCUGAACACACGGCUGUAUCAUCUGGCAGUCAUCCUUGCCCAUAUAUUGCCUACUUUGGACCAAUACAUCCCUCCACCUCCAACUCCGGUGCAUCUGUUUCUGAAGCUUCUAAUUUCAACCACUGGAAUGGUCCGCCUGUACCUGGUGACAUGCCAACCUCCUAUACAUUUCCUGCAGUGGAUCUUCAUUAUCACAGUUGGGAACACAAUUCCUCUCACUUUUCUUCUGCCAGCAGCCGUCUAGGCACUGCAGAUCAGACCUCAGUAUCACCUGGUAGUCAAAGGCCAACCAGGGGUGGUUCAGAGGUCCCUAGAUCCGGAUCUUUUAUGCAUCCCUUCCUCGUUGGUCACAGUUCUGCUGCUAGGGCUGGGAACUCUGUUGCAUCUUCGAUGAUCCCUCCUUAUCCAGGUAGCAAUGCUCGUGCCCGCGAUAGAGUCCAGGCUCUUCAAGCAUACUACCAACCCCAGCAACCUCAUAAUUCUACCACCAUACGGAUACCUGUUGCUUCUAGCACUCGAAGGGCCAGUAGUCAUAGUGGGUCAGUUCAAUUAGCACCAGUGGCCUCGUCACCAGACCAAAGUGGUGGCUUCGUUUAUAUCCCUUCAGGUUCUUCAGGACGCAAUUUUCAAGAAGAAACACAUCUGCCAAGUCGCUUCCAUGCUUGGGAAAGAGACCACUUGCCUUCCUUGGCAUUAAACCAUGUUGGUAGAGAAUCAAGUUGGAGAACAUACCACCAGACUGCCAGUGUGUCGGACCCAAGUGUCAGAUCCAGCAGCUUUCGAGUAAGGCACGAAUCCGAAAGAAUGCCUUCACAAAAUCGAUGAUAUACUUGUUUUAUGUCAAACUACAGUUAAUUGUGGAAAAUCAAAAAUUUAUGUAUGCUUGAGAAACGUUGCAUAAUGCUUUUAGCCUGGCUGGCGUGUUAUAACAGACUUUAUACUCUGGCUGGCCUUGGAAUUCAUCUUUCUGGCAGCCAUGUGGCAGUGUGAUGGACAUUGGUCUCCUCUAGUUUCUUUGCCUUGGAGGUCAUAAAAUAAGAUCUUGUCUAGUUGGGAUAAUCAGGUUUUGUAAAAAAUACCGGGGCAUUGUCAUCUCAAGUGAUAAAUUAGUGGAUGAGAGCAUUUGUGGUUGGAUUUAUUUUACAGGCAAAUGCUGUCUAUUGAGAAUGCGCUUAA
This is a messenger RNA of Cajanus cajan (pigeon pea), 1753 nucleotides long. Its product is annotated as E3 ubiquitin-protein ligase RFI2. The record is from RefSeq and is a predicted model, not a curated record. Gene Ontology annotation, molecular function: ubiquitin-protein transferase activity. NCBI's taxonomy places the organism in Eukaryota, Viridiplantae, Streptophyta, Magnoliopsida, Fabales, Fabaceae.